Molecule: messenger RNA, 1046 nt
Organism: Meloidogyne enterolobii
Lineage: Eukaryota; Metazoa; Nematoda; Chromadorea; Rhabditida; Meloidogynidae
Source: the annotation of a GenBank genome assembly
UUUUAUAAUUAUUUUAAAGGCUCUUCGUUAGGUUUGGGUAGUUCUAUGCGUUUUUACUUUCAACACUCGUCUACUUUGUUAAUUUGUGUAUUUGAUAAAUUAAGUCUGAAUAUGUGCUCGUCUACUUCAGUAAAUCCCAGCGAUAAUUUUCUGUUUGAACAAUUCAAUGUCAAAUUUAUGAGGUUAAAUUUUAUUAAAAUUUUUUACUAUUAACGACUGCUGAGUAAUUUAAACGUUUGACCUUUCCUCAAAAUUUAAAAAUAUAAAAGCAACUAAUUAAAAACUAAUAUUAAGCAUAAAUCGAAUUAAGUUUAAAAAUUUACUAAAUGUUUUCCCUCUCAUUAAUAGCAUUUUUAUCCCUCACAUUUUAUCUUCAAGUUCAUGCUGCCCCUCCAUAUGGGCAAUUAUCUGUGAAAGGAAGUCAAUUAGUGGGCAGUAAUGGACAACCAGUUCAACUGGUUGGAAUGUCACUUUUCUGGUCGAGUUGUGGUGAAGGCGAAGGUUUUUAUAACAGAGAAACUGUAAAUAGUCUUAAAUGCUCUUGGAAUUCUAAUGUUGUUAGAGCUGCAAUGGGUGUAGAAUAUUCUGGAUGUGGACGACCGGGUUACCUGGAUGCCACAAAUGUUGAGCGGGGAAAGGUCGAAGCAGUUGUUAAGGCCGCGAUAGAGUUGGAUAUGUAUGUUAUUAUUGACUUUCACGACCACAAUGCUCAGGGACAUGUGAAACAAGCUAAAGAAUUCUUCGCAUAUUUUGCCCAAAACUACGGAUCUAAAUACCCAAAUAUCAUUUAUGAGACUUUCAAUGAGCCACUACAAGUAGACUGGAAUGGUGUAAAAUCAUAUCAUGAGCAAGUUGUUGCAGAAAUUAGAAAAUAUGACAAAAAGAAUGUCAUCGUUCUCGGUACAACAACUUGGUCUCAAGAUGUUGAUACUGCUGCUAAUAAUGCUGUAAGGGGUUCAAACCUUUGCUACACUUUACACUUCUACGCAGCAACUCAUAAACAAAAUUUAAGGGACAAGGCGCAGGCUGCAAUGAAUAAGGUUUGA